Messenger RNA from Thermothielavioides terrestris NRRL 8126, 1188 nucleotides. RefSeq lists its product as uncharacterized. The coding region runs from base 1 to 1188 and encodes 395 amino acids. The record is from RefSeq and is a predicted model, not a curated record. NCBI's taxonomy places the organism in Eukaryota, Fungi, Ascomycota, Sordariomycetes, Sordariales, Chaetomiaceae. The transcript is spliced from 2 exons.
AUGCGCUUCGCUCUGGCCUUGAGAUCGUCCUUGGUGGCGAUAGCCGUCUUGCUUGUCGGGGACCACCAUGUCCUCGCGGAACCUUUCAGCUUUCCACUCCCCAAUGGAUUCCCGUUCCCGAAUGAGACUGCUCUGGAAGAGCUGUUCACACGGGCAGGGGGCAACUUCACCAACGCACCUCUGGCGCCCCGGUUCGAUGAUGACUCGUUGACAAGCUGGAAGCUGCAAGCGUUCAACGAGUUCAUGGAGGUGGCUUUCUUCACACAAUUGAUCGCCAACAUCAGCAACAGCGUGCCAGGCUAUGAGCUGGACUCGGCUACCAGGGAAUAUGUUUUGUCUUCGCUGGAAACCAUCCAGGCGCAAGAGGAGAUGCACGCGUACAACGCCAACGACGCCGUCCGGCACUUUACAAACGGCUCGCACAUGUUCCCGUGCACUUACCAGUUUCCCGUCUCGACUUUCGCCGAGGCUGUCGACUUUGCGCAAACCUUGACCGACAUGUACAUCGGGCUCCUGGCCAACAUCCAGCAGCGGACGGCCGAGCACCUGGGCUCCGACUCCAACUCGAUCGUCUACGUACUGGCCCAGGCUUUGGGCCAGGAGGGCCAGCAGUCGGGCUGGUUCCGCUCCCUGCGGAGGCUUCCGCCGAGCGCCGAACCCUUUCUGACCACGUCCACGCGCGAGUUCGCCCUGAGCUGGAUGCAGCACUGGAUCGUGCCAGGCAGCUGCCCCAACAUGGAGGACAUUCCACUGCGCAUUUUGCCGCCACUGGCCAUCACAGCGGUCUCGGUUGGGGACGCGUCCCACAGCGGGAACGUCACGUUGGUUGCGCCCGGAGCAGUGGACCCAGAUUCGCAGCGCGUCGCCUUCGUCAACGGCGCACUGGUCCCCACCGUGGUCCCGUUCAAAGUCCGGCGGACCACGCCUUGUAGCGGCGAUGGCCGGUUUGCGCAUCGCAUGGAGGGUGGCCAGAACGUUGUGGCGUCGACUGAAAGGGCGGUGUCUGCCAGCAUGGACUUGGAAGAUUGCAUCGCAUCGACCGAGAUCGUGGCCGACAUGCCGUAUGCACAUAAUGUCAUGCACGGGUUGGUCCUCAUGGCCGUGGUGGAAAGCCGUGAGGAGUUCAUCACUGCUCAGGAUGUGACUGACGCGACUGUGUUUGGUCCGGCAUUGCUCGAGUGGAGCUAA